This is a messenger RNA of Varroa destructor (honeybee mite), 7925 nucleotides long. RefSeq names its product lysM and putative peptidoglycan-binding domain-containing protein 2-like. Lineage: Eukaryota; Metazoa; Arthropoda; Arachnida; Mesostigmata; Varroidae. The record is from RefSeq and is a predicted model, not a curated record.
CCUUCCGACUAAAGGAUCUUUCUGCACAUACGUCGUCUAUAAAUGAUGUUACUGUUAUACUGCUGCUGACCAAGUAGUACGAGGCAAGGAGUGCCGUCGUGGUGGUGCUGACGAAAGUUGUCUGUUGUGUAUGAACAGCAGGCAUCCGACCAGUAAGCCCAGUGCUGUCGCUUCGUCAGUUUCCGCGGCUGUGGAGGUUCCCCUAUGCUGUGUGUCUACUGCGAGACGUGGGUGAGUGAGGUGUCAGUCGUCACAGCCACUGUAUUUGUGUCACAGCAGCAGCAAGAAGGACGAUGCGCCUGCCGUGCGUUGAGUAGCAACAAUAUUUCCACAGGUCGUGCUGCUGCUGUUGCUGUUGUCUGUGGGUGUGUAUGUGCGGGUAUAUCACACCCAGACAACAGGGGCAUUUUCCGCUGGAGAAGGCGAUGAUAGUUUAACAUUCGUAUCAACAUUUGCAAUAGGAGUCAACGAGCUAUCUGUCACACUGGGAUACUAACUCUCUCCGUGGCUCUCAGCAUUGAUGUGUCUGUGAGUUGGUCGCUCCAUAGCAGUCGUGAAAUCUUACCACCGAGCGGUUCGACGGCGAGUGCGUCAAGGGCCGCAGAGAUAUGCUGAUCUUGGCUAGAUGUUGCUGUUACGGCCAGCCGUCAACUGCUCGACCUGCUUCUGUUCUUGCUUCGAUUAGCACGACAACACUCAUUUGUAUGUACUCAUGGCUGCAACGAGCGGACUUACACAGUGGUAGUAAAUGUUGAUUACGACGGCGACAGUUGUGGCCUGCAGAAAAAAUUUCAUUUAUACCUUUAUCGCUCGUUAGUAGGCCACCUUAGAGCUGGGCAGCUGGCCUUUCACAUAUAGACAGCGAGGUAUAUGGACAGAGCAGCAAGACCCAUACGCUGAAAGUGUAGAACAGAGCAAGCACAAUAAAAUCUGACUUCGUCAGCCUUAUUUCCGCCAGAAACCGUUACGAGAAAAAGUAAUUUACCCAACAACAAAAAAGAACGAAGUACACAAAGGUGUGGAACGGGCGGGCAGUAGCACUUCAAUUGGUACCGAUUGCCUUGUGCCCGGCUCCGUCGUUUCUACGUACAUAGUGAUGAUUCGUCGUCGUUGGAGUGCUAGCAGUGCUCGUUUGUUAAUCCGCAAACGGCCGUAGUAGAUGGGGUUUCAUUGGCCAGCCGUGAAACCUGCGCCUUACGGACUAAUGAUAAAAAAGCGUGUUUGACAAGGCCACCGGACAUAUUUCUUUAUAGCCUAACGAGAUAAGUAAAUGUCCCUAUAAAUUGUCCGGAUAAGCGUAGUGUGAGCGCUCGAUCCGCGCCUGUGCCCUGUAUUGUUCAGUCAUGGACUGCUGCUGGGUAGGUCCAGUUCAGUGUUCGUAUCUUUCUUAUGGGUGAAAAGAUGGUUCGUGAGUGAGAAAGUGCACGUGUAGCAGCUCUUGAUCCACUCGCCAUCCGUCAUCAACCCGCAGCGUGGCCGUUUUUAUCGUCCGCCGCCGUCCUAUACAUAGUGCGGUUAGACCUGAUCUGAUUGGCCGGCUAGCAAACGACCGAGCGUGCAGGCCUGGAUAGUUUGGCCAGCUGUUACUACAGCCGCUUCUAGAUAGAAGAGGAUUCUACAUCUCUUCCGAACGCUCGUUCUCACUAGGUACGGUUGUUUCGCCAGAACUGUUUUGCAACUUUUCCGCCCGCUUCGUCCUCUGUAGGUGCGCUGUUGAUCUGAUCUGUCAAACCUCCUCGGAUCCUGCAGCCGCUGCAACUUUAGGUCGGUUCGAGAAGGAAAAAAGAAAUCAUCAUAGCGCUUUUAAUACACUAGGGACGUUAAACAGGCAAAAUGGUUGACGAAGACGGGGAGAGGAUUUGCCUCGCCGCGGCCUCUAGGACCCGACUGGUCGGCGCUCCCUUGUCCGGCGGUCGAAGAACUCCUCGGAGCUAUGGAAGUUGUGGCAGCCGUGCCAGUCAGAUGGCAGCCCGAAUCAACGUUCGGAUUGUGAAGCACCGCGUCCAGCAGAGUGAUACCCUGCAGGGCUUGGCGCUAAAGUAUGGCGUGACAAUGGAGGAUAUCAAACGGGAGAAUCGUCUGUGGACGACGGACUCGCUGUUCCUUCGCGAGUACCUGGACAUCCCGUUGCUAAAGAGUCCCAGCGGAGAUGGUCCUGCGCUGCUGCAGCUCUUAGCGUCAGGCGUUGGGGGCAGUACGAAGAACAACAGCUCAAGAGAGGCGUCCCCGUUGCCCCAGCGGGCCGUUUCCCUAGACGCAGUCGCCGCUACUGAUCAGGACGAGAACAUUCGUGACUUCCUCGGCCGUAUCGACACGUCAAUAAAGAAGACGAAGAGCCAGAUUAAGGAGUUAAACCUUCCAGGCGAUGAGGGCGUUGACGGUGGUAGGGGACCCCAAGACGGCUCAUCGCUCCCAGGUCUGACCCUCAGUACGGCCCUCAAUUCGGUCAGCUAUCAAAAUAACUAUCGGAAUAACCACUCGCAAUCGCUUGGUGACCUGUCCAACAAUGGACAGCAACGCAACUUUUCGACUAUUGACCUUGCGCCAAAAACUACCGUAGUCACAUCUGGCCGAAAGGUCAAAACUUCGCUUCAACGACACCAUCGUGAGCACGAGCAGAUGUUCGAAUUAUGAGGGUGUUUGACUAGCACAGCUGACACCAUUGCCGGUUAUUGCCAUUAUCCGAGUGGUUGCAAUUACAACACGAUAUCAAUAUCAGUGUUAAUUUCACCAUUGCCACGACUAAUAGUUCGGCAGCAAAUAGAUGAAGAAAAACGGUAAACAAGAUUGCUGAUACACUGGCUGCCUGUGGCUAAUAUACUUAAGUUGGCGAUGAUGGCGGUGAUAAUGAGCCUAAUAUUAUUAGUUGUAUUGUGGUUGAUAACGUGACGGAGCGUAAGUGGAUCGUUUAACGGCUUCUACGGCUGUUGGUACCACCACAGCGAUGCCCAUUACACUUAAGUUAAUACAGUUAUUCCAAUUGUUAAAGAACUACGAUCUUGUAAGUGCUGCUACUGGUGAAACUAUCUUGAUGGAUCUGCGACGGCAAACGUCACUUGUACAAGUCGAACAGGAGAAAGCUGUCGAAUUUCGAAUAGAAAAUAAGUUCGCUGGUGAUGCUGAAAUACAUAGUCUCUGUUGACGCUUCGUCCUUCAUUUUUUUAUGGUUUCAUCAUGCUGAGAGUUCUGUUUCGGUCUCUUCUUGACGGUGCGGUAAAAAAAAUCGUCAUAACUACAUACGUUGCGUGCGCUAGUUGAAUUAGUAGCGAAAUGAGGAGGAUUAGCAUUGGUUAGAGUUGCGUGUGUACAAACGAACCUGGAAUGCCGAGGAACCCACUAAAAACGGAAGCUGAUUGGCAUCAGAGGCGAAAAAGACCGAUAAACAAUUGUGAGCGUAUAGAUCCGUGUGUUUAGCUCGAGUUUCGGUAGUAGCAAGACUGAGAUGUUAGAUUUGCGGUUGGCGCUGGACGGCUGCAGUGCUAUCGGGAGUCGUUUCCGCGAUAGUUAUAAUACUUCUAUGUUAGCAAGUGGAAAAAGCGUUUUGAAAAGAUAACAGGGAAUAUAUGCGUGCACGAACGUAGCUUAUUUUUAUAUAAUUGGCAUUAUUAUAGACGACAAAAACGGCAGGGGCCUUCUAGCAACAACGUAAAUAAGUGUGGCGACGAGAUUAGAAUCUGAUUAAAUUCGAAGUUGUAGUAUAUACCCAACUGUAGAAACAAAAAUCGCCCAAAGGCAGGCCCAGUCAAAUAAUUUAUUCGUAGUCCGCCAGCAAGAGAGUAGCAGCAAACAAUGUUAUGACUGUAUAAGCUGCGUGUGCGCUUGCCAAAUUCGUACAUCCUGAAUAUGCAUAUUCCAUUUGCCCAGCAAAAACGAACCAACCGUCUGACAGAAGUUAAGUAAGGAUUUUAAGUACCGAACACAACUUCAAAAUUACUUCGUCUUUUGCUAUUCCCUAAAGACACUAAUUGGCACCUUUAUCCCUUUUGAACGUUCCAAGCUGGCUUGGUUUACAUUAAGUGUCCUUUUAUUAUAACGAAAAUUAGAGUUAAUCGAUUUCGCAAGAUCGGCUUCACCUACCGAAUUUUAUGAAAUGUUUUGUGAAGGGUUUCAAAAAGUGGCGUCCACUAAUCGCGUUACGAGCUGCCGGAGGAACCUUCGGAUCAGUAGCCGAAUCAUUUAAAUAUUAACUUAACAUUAAAGGGGAGCUUAUUUUAAAAUACCAUUUUCUAUUUUACUUAUCCUAUGAAAAGCUGCGGCGUUGCAAACGCAUACGGUUACAGAAUAGUUACUACAAAAAGAUUUUUUCCUUCUAUGGGCUAGGUGAAUUAAGGCCGUCGUCCCCAUGAUGCUCCUUCGUAGCAGUCAUAUCCUUUGUGUAUGGAGGGCGUUAGUUCAUAAGAAUAGUUCAUCGUCAUUCGAAUGGACAAUGUUUCAUUCUGCGAUAUGUACGGAAAAUACUUCGCUUACUACAAUGAAUAUCAUUUUAUCUACCUGUACCCCUCUGUCCAAAUAUGCUGAGAGGUGACCGAAGAUUUUACGGAUACGUGUGAGCGUGGAUGAAUUUGAUUAGACGGUCAAAUCCAAGAGUUCCUUUGUACGCAAGAGAUCUCGUACUUUCAAACUUGCGGACGUUUCUGUAUAUCCGCUACAUAAAACGAGCGAUAUGAAGCAUUUGGAAUGAAUCUCCCACGUUACGCUAAUUCUGAAACAGUGAGCAGCUCAGUCGUGAUAGCGCUUCUAAUCGUCGUACGGAGCCAUUAGAUUUUCAUUAUUCUAUCAACCACAGGGUGCUUGCUACACGUAUGCCAAAUGCAUAUGUGACGUGGAUACGUGAACUAAAUAUGGACGUGUUUUACCGCAGUUGAAGUUUCCACAAAUCAUGUUUUUCUAUAGUCAGCGUCAGGCAGCGCCUGAACUCUAAGGAAUCGUUUCGAUUGUGAUUAUAGAUAUUUACUUUAAUAACAAAACUGGUUGUUUUUUUUGUUGUAAUUUUAACGUUGCAAGUUAAAUGAAUUCCUGAUACACAUGAUAUGAACAAUAUAAAUAUCCUCAUAACAACAAAAUUGGUCGUUGUGGCACGUUUACGAAUUUUAAAGCAAAUUAUUUAGUUUCUAAUAGAAACGAUGCAAUAAUAAUAACAGCCCUCAGCAAAGACCAAAACUCUGUACAUCUGACUGACAAAAUGUCACCAACAAGUAUUUAAGUAAAUUUAUUAAGACGACAGUAAUAUUAUGACUUAACUACUGCGCUAAUUGUGAAAAUAAAAUGGAGGUAACGAAAAUAGUGUUCCUAACAAUUAUUUUACUUGAUGCGCGUAUUAGUUUUUUUUUUCGGAGUUAGUCGUGCCCAAGUGCUUUGGCUAGUUUUUUGUUAGCUAAUUAUUUAAACGACUUCCACUUGUUGUGUUUGGAUAAUUUUAUAACUUGUUGAUUUGUACCGUUUUUUGUCGGGUUGACUUCAAUUCUGUAUCUAUCUACGUAUCUACAAUACACUAGCAUCCGGCUUAGCCCUUAGCGUCGAUGUUGAGAUCUGCGAUUUGAUAAAUGGUAACUUUUUGUGGUCACUGAGGUGGCCCUUCGCCGUUGUGGCUUUGAGUUGUGCGCAUGAUACGGUAAGUGUGAUCCGUACAACUGACCGCUCGAAUGGACUACAGGUAGUUCCGGCCCUACCCCUCCCAAAUAGCCAGUUCCCGACCUUCGAUCAAACAGAUAUAAUGCCCUCAUCAUCUUUCCUGUCCUCUCUAUAGCGACAAUAUAAGAGGCCGGUCCUCAAACCUCGUUUAUUGAAACGUAAAUAUAAAUGUAACAAACAUACUAUCAUUAUUGAACUACGCAUAAUUUCUACAAAUGAAUGUACAUCACUGCACGGGGUAUAUAGAGCCUUUUGCAUAAAACUAUGUGAUCAUGAUACCCUUUUCUUUUCUUGAUCAAUGCAUAAUCUAGAAAAAUUACAUUGUAUUGAUGAAGACUAGGGAUGAAUAGGGAACUCAAUAAAUCAUUGUGAGUCUUAACAAUCUAAAGAAGAUGAAGCGUCCUUCGGAGCGUUUACGGAACGAAUUACGGAACAAGCCUUUGAACAGCUUCAGUUAUGAGUUGCUAAGUACGCGAUCAUGGCUCAUUGUUUGUCCAACUUGUAUUGUACUAUAGUGUAUCAUUAGUAUUAUUAUUGCACGUGAGUCCUGAAUAUAAUUAUAAGAAUACUUGUAGCAACUGACGAGUAGCUAUGCCGGUACAGACCUUACGUUCGAAUUAGCGGCAACGUAAAAAUAAUAUCUGUGAUGUCAGUGCUAGUAAUGUACAUAUAUAGGACAAGAGUAUCGUCAUGACUGAUUAGUUGUUUUGCUCAACCCCCGUCUGCCUCGUUUGUCGAGACCCCUUCCAUUUUAGAUUAAACAGGUUUCUUUUUACGCCACCAAAUUCAAACCCACUUUGUCUUUAUUUAUGGAUACAAAAAUAUUCGUCCAGUUUUAUUUAAUCCAACUAAAAUAAAGAAGACGUAAUCUUCGGCCUGCCUUUACCACAAAAUCAUUUAAGCAAUAGUGAGGUAUAUAUAUGCAUGUAUAAAAUCGAGUUUUACUUAGAUUUAUCUAACUUCGUCUGUAUGCUGAGUGUGCUUCGGCGUAGAAGAGGAGGCACCGCAUGUUUUAACCUGUUCUUCAUGAUUACCAGAUUAAAGCUAUGGUUAUCGUGUGCGCCGAGGGUUUGUUCCCAAUCGUACCGCGUACUUCAUAUCAGAAAAUGUAGUGCCGUGUAGGAUCCGAGGCCGAGGUGCCGAUUCAUUCAUGUGUUCGUUUAUUUCAACGAUGAGUAACGACAACAGUUAAUUCCAGCGUAGACUAAAUAGAAAACAAUGUAACACUUGACACGGAGCAGAGUUCACAAGCGUAUGAAUAUCUAUUCAGACGUGUACGAGACGUUUUACUGUAAACCGUUCGAUUGAUUUACUGUGUAUUGUUCGCUAUGCAAUAAAUUAACAGGCCGUAUUUAGUGUGCGUGCAUGUUUAUAAUAAAAAAAAAACUGCUACCAGCCAAAGGAAAUGGUUGCGAGCAUUUGGUGUCGGCUAAUGAAAUCUCCUUCUCGAAUUACAGAGUUACUGCUGUUUAGAAAUGUAAACUUUUACGUUAACAGUGUACUAACUUAUCCGCAACAAAACGUCUCAUGGAGACGUAUAUAGAUGAACGUACUUAAGCCGAGAGUACUACGUUGCAUCUAGAAAGUUAAAUGAAACGACAAUAUGGUUAAUGAUAAUAAUCAGACGCAGUUGAGUUGCGGAGACUCACUAGGUAAGGUAUGGAACAAAUAAACAUCCAAAUGUUGAAACAUAAAAAUGACUCCAAUUAAUAUUGCGGAAGAUAUUUGACAAACAAAUGAACUUCACUUAAAAACUACCAAAGUAGUAUUUCUAAGAGUAAAACAGAGAUAUCUCCCGAUGAUGGGUUAUUAGCAAACGGACAUGGGGUGUGUGAAAAAGAAACUAUACAUUUCAAUGAUAUUAAAAAUUGCAAUAAUAAAAGAGCGGCGGCAUAUAAAGGGCAUACGUAAAUAUACAGAAAGGUACAUUAUGCAGAAACGUGAUGUCAAAAACAAGCUGAUGAAGCAACAAUUUUACCAAAAGGAGAACAGAUACAUUGUAUAGGAGAAUGGCGGCUACCGCGGCCGAGAGGGGCGACGGUGCGGAGCAGAAAUAAUUGACGAAAGCAAUGAAUAUAUGUUAAAUAAAAUUGAUGUUGCGGCUUGGUGUUUGUUUGGGCAAAAUAUCGAAAUGCUAACGGCCUGGACGGGCGAGCCGCAUCGAAGAACUCAAACGACUCGCUCGUUUUUAUUGCAUGUAUUUUUAGGCAAUUUUUUUGCAAUUCGACAUAUUUUUCUAUUUUAUAAAUAAACAGUGUCUCCUUUUCAGGUCUCAAAUGAGGAGUUUGUUUUCC